Messenger RNA from Aspergillus nidulans FGSC A4, 1979 nucleotides. Its product is annotated as putative 2-methylcitrate dehydratase mcdB. NCBI's taxonomy places the organism in Eukaryota, Fungi, Ascomycota, Eurotiomycetes, Eurotiales, Aspergillaceae. Gene Ontology annotation, molecular function: 2-methylcitrate dehydratase activity; lyase activity; 2 iron, 2 sulfur cluster binding. Gene Ontology annotation, biological process: propionate catabolic process. Bases 1 to 1908 code for a protein of 635 amino acids. The transcript is spliced from 4 exons. The record is from RefSeq and is a predicted model, not a curated record.
AUGUACUCCUUACGGUGUGCGGGUAAAUGCCCGGCCCAGAGGCGUAAAAGCCACGGCCUCGGCUCAGUCGGCCAACCGUCAAUCCCUCCCUCCCAGAGACUCAGCCGACCCUUCUUCUUCUCUCCCUCUCCCUUCCUUCCGACCAGGCGAUUUCUUUCUUCUCCUUCUGACAUCAAUUGGGUAUUGCAAUCUCAAUCCUAUCUCUGUGUCCUUUCUCUUCUCUUCACUAUGUCUGCCUCUUCAGCGCUGAGACGGCUGACCCACAGGUCUCCCCGCAAUCUCCAGUCCCGCAUCGCUUCGCUCUCCCGCACCUCUUGUUCCCCUUCGUCGACGUUCAACUCCUACAGAGCUUCUUCAUCUCCUGCUUUACCUCGUGCUUCGAGAUUCUCAACAAUGGCUUCUCUACGAUCGGCGGCGCCAAUUCCCGCGUCCUCCCAAGUGGACUAUGAUCCUGAAAUCAAGGACAUGGCCGACUACAUCCACAACUACAAGAUCGACUCUGAUCUCGCGUUCGACACCGCCCGCCUGGUUCUCCUUGAUACUCUUGGAUGUGGUCUGGAAGCUCUGAAGUUCAAGGAGUGCACCAAGCUCCUUGGACCGGUUGUUGAUGGCACUGUCGUUCCUAACGGCACUCGCGUUCCUGGUACUCCCUACCAGCUAGACCCUGUAAAUGGUGCCUUCAACAUCGGUGCAAUGAUCCGCUGGCUCGAUUACAAUGACUGCUGGCUCGCUGCUGAGUGGGGUCAUCCUUCCGACAACUUGGGCGGUAUUCUCGCAGUCGCUGACUGGGUCUCUCGUACCAACCGCGCCGGUGGAAACAUCGCCGGUGGUAAGAUCUUCACCAUCAAGGAAGUCUUGGAGGCAAUGAUCAAGGCCCACGAAAUCCAGGGUGUUCUCGCCUUGGAGAACUCCUACAACAAGGUCGGUCUGGACCACGUUGUUUUGGUCAAGGUUGCCACCACCGCUGUUGUGUCCAAGAUGCUUGGUCUCAGCGAGAAGCAGACCGCCGACGCCAUCACCCAGGCGUGGGUUGACGGUCAGAGUCUCCGCACCUACAGACACUCCCCCAACACCAUGUCUAGGAAGUCCUGGGCUGCCGGUGACGCCUGCCAGCGCGCCGUUAACCUUGUUCUCAAGGUUCAAAAGGGUGAGGGCGGUCUCAAGACCGUCCUCUCUGCCCCCGUCUGGGGUUUCUAUGAUGUCCUGUUCAAGGGCAACAAGUUCAAGUUCCAGCGCCCAUACGGCAGCUACGUUAUGGAGAACGUUCUUUUCAAGGUUUCCUAUCCCGCCGAAUUCCACUCUCAGACUGCUAUUGAGGCUGCCGAGAUCAUCAACAAGAAGCUCGCCGCCCUCGGCAAGAGCGCCAAAGAUAUCAAGGAGGUCACUAACCGCACCCACGAGGCGUGCAUCCGCAUCAUCGACAAGCAGUUCAAGGCUAUGGACAACUUUGCGGACCGUGACCACUGCGUUCAGUACAUGGUGGCUACUAUGCUCGUCUUCAACCGCCUGACUGCCAAUGAUUACGCCGAUGGCUCCGAAGCCGCCACCUCUCCUCUCCUCGAGGACCUCCGCAAGCGCAUUCGCUGCGUUGAGGACCCUAAGUUCACCCUGGACUACCACGACCCCAGCAAGCGUACCAUCCCCAACGCUCUCACCGUCACCCUGAACGACGGAACUGUGCUCGACGAGGUUGUCGUCGAGGCACCCCUCGGCCACCGUCUCCGCCGCGACGAGGCCAAGCCCGAGAUUCUCGACAAGUACAAGCGCCACCUCCAAGCCCACUUUGACCAGGCUCGUCUCCAGGAACUCGUCGACCUUGGAAACAACAAGGCCGAGCUUGAGGCCUACGAGGUCGACAAGUACGUUGACCUGUACGUCAGGGACAAGAUUGUUGCUCCUACCGCGUAAGAUGUAUGAAGUGUGAAAAAUUAGACAUUUAGCGUGUAUAUGUUCAAAUAUAAUAUCGACUGCGCGUUCCA